Molecule: messenger RNA, 1063 nt
Organism: Castor canadensis (American beaver)
Lineage: Eukaryota; Metazoa; Chordata; Mammalia; Rodentia; Castoridae
Gene: Wdr54
Product: WD repeat domain 54
Cellular component (GO): motile cilium
Molecular function (GO): protein binding
Source: RefSeq, a predicted model, not a curated record
CAGGAUGUUCCGCCGGGAGCGCUCCAUUCCCCUUCGAGGCUCAGCUGCCGCCCUGUGCAACAACCUCAGUGUGUUACAGCAGCCAGCCCGCAACCUCACUCAUUUUGGGGUGGUUCAUGGACCAAGCGCCCAGCUUCUCAGCGCUGCCCCUGAGGGUGUGCCCUUGGCCCAGCGCCAGCUCCAUGCCAAAGAGGGUGCUGGAGUGAGCCCCCCACUUAUCACUCAGGUCCACUGGUGUGUCCUUCCAUUCCGAGUACUGCUAGUACUCACCUCACAUCGAGGGAUACAGAUGUACGAGUCUGAUGGCUCCGUCAUGGUCUACUGGCAUGCACUGGAUUCUGGAGAUACCUCUUCAGUACAGGCUGCGUUUUCUCGAGGAAUUUCUGCCAGUGGCCACUUCAUCUGUGUGGGAACAUGGUCAGGCCGGGUGCUGGUAUUUGACAUCCCAGCCAAGGGUCCCAACAUUGUACUGAGUGAGGAGCUGGCUGUGCACCAGACACCAAUCACAGAUAUUGCCACCAAGCCUGCUCAGGGACAGGACACUAUGACUGAUAUGGUGACAGCAGAUGACUCCGGCUUGCUAUGUGUCUGGCGGUCUGGGCCUGAAUUCACAUUACUAACCCGCAUUCCAGGAUUUGGGGUCCCAUGCCCCUCUGUGCAGCUGUGGCAGGGAAUUGUGGCAGCAGGCUAUGGGAACGGGCAAGUGCGUCUGUAUGAAGCCACUACAGGAACUCUACACAUCCAGAUCAAUGCCCAUGCCCGGGCCAUCUGUGCCCUGGACCUUGCUCCAGAGGUGGGCAAGCUACUCUCCGCAGCUGAGGACACCUUUGUUCAAAUCUGGAAGCUGAGCAGAAACCCAGAGAGUGGUUCCAUUGAGGUGGAACACUGUCAUAGUGAGUGUGUAUCUGACACCCAGGUGUGUGGUGCUCGGUUCUGUGAUCCCUCAGGCAGCUCCUUUGCUGUGACAGGCUAUGACAUCACUGAGAUCCUGAGAUUCAGCAGUGCGUGAGAGAAGAGCAGCCUUCCUUUUCUCCCUGUGCUAUUUAUAAAGUAUCCCUGCCAC